Closterium sp. NIES-65 is the source of this 3249-nucleotide messenger RNA. The record is from the annotation of a GenBank genome assembly. Lineage: Eukaryota; Viridiplantae; Streptophyta; Zygnematophyceae; Desmidiales; Closteriaceae.
AUGGCGCUGUCUAUUUCCAUACGCUGCCCUUCCGCCACAGUCCUCGUCCCGCUACCACGCGCCAGGAGCGGAGCGCGAAUACCGCGACGGCGUUGUGUGUCGCGAGCGAGUUGUACCACCGCAGAAGCGGCCACAACACCCACCAAUGAUGACAGUCCACCACUCACCGCCCCUCGCCUCCAUUCUCCGCCCUCGCUCGCGCUGCUGCUUCUUCCCCUCCUCCUACUCGCCGCCCACGUGCUUGCCCUUGCUGCCGCGUCCGCUGUCGAUGGGCCCCCGCUUAUACCAGCGGAGGCGACGGACGGAGCAGGAGCGGCGACGGAGCGCAUGAACGCGAUAACAGCGGCGGGCGACAGGAACGAGCGCAGUGCCGGGAAGGAGGGUGAGAGGCGACCUGGAGGACAUGCAGGCGGAACGAGCCGGACUGACGCGGAAGAUUCGAGAGUGUACAUCGUCCGUUUCCGCACAGCGCCCCCUGUCACCGCGUACACCGGUGGAUUUGAGGGCCUCAGCCCCACCGCCGUGUCGUCACGAGGCCGCGGGAGGGGCAAAUUUGGGCGGUAUCGUUUGGACUCUAGUGAUAAGCGGGUGGUGGCUUACUCGCAGCACGUGCAGGCGAUGCAAGACGCGGAGUUGACACGUGGCGGCGUGGAUGCGAGGAAGCAGAAGCUGUACAGUUACACGUUUGCGCUCAACGGAGCAGCAGUGCGCCUCACCUCCGCGCAGGCGGCUGCGCUGCGCAAGCAGGCGGGCGUGUCGGCGGUGUUGGCGUCCGCACGACUGCAUGCGCGCACCACGUACACGCCGUCGCUGCUGGGGCUGCGCAACCGCAUGUGGCGGUGGCAGGACCAGCGGGGCAGGGUGCUGAAGGGGGAGGACGUGAUCAUAGGCGUCAUCGACACGGGCGUGUGGCCCGAGAACCCCGCCUUCACUCACCAGGUGCGCCCUUCACCAUCGCGCUUGCCUAAUGGGGUUGCGCUUGCCGCUUGCGGGGGUGGGGGCCCCGCACAGGGGGGAAUCAGGAGCCACCAGCUUCCCGCGCGGUGGAAGGGGGGGUGCGGCGUGGAGAAUGCAGGGGACUUCCCCGCGCGGCUGUGCAACGGCAAGCUGGUGGGCGCCAAGUACUUCGUCAAGGGCUUCGCCGCGGACGAGCCCGUCGACUGGCGCCGAGACUACGCGUCGCCCAGGGACGUCGUGGGCCACGGCACGCACACCUCCAGCACGGCAGCGGGCAACCAGUGGAACCAAGUGACCUUGGGCAACAUGACGUUCGGGGCAGCCAGUGGGGUGGCGCCCAGGGCCCGCGUGGCCAUCUACAAGGUGGUGUGGGCGGGCAAGGACGGCAGCUACAGCGCGGACACGGCGGACGUGGUGGCGGCCAUCGAGGCAGCGAUCGCGGACGGCGUGGACGUGGUGAGCCAGUCGCUGGGCAAGAUGUUUUCGUCGCCCUUCGACGCCGACGAGAUCGCCUUCCUGCACGCCGCUCAGGUCACACCACCACCGCUCCUGCACGCCAUGCAUCGUCUGCCACGUCAUGCUGUCAUGUCACCAAUAUGCAAGCGCCGCACCAAUAUGCAAUGCCCUCGUGUGCGUGCGUCCCUUGGGCGCCCGAGGCCAUGCUCGUACAUGCGCAUUGCCAGCACUGGUAGGAGGCGGUGGAGUGAUGCAUUGGAGUGUGUGGUGCGUGAGCAGGCGGGCAUCUUCACGGCGUUGGCGGCGGGCAACAUGGGCGGGCAGCUGCUGAGCAUGCUGGACCACCCCGCGCCCUGGUACACCACCGUCGCUGCCAGCGACACUGGGCGGCGCUACGCCACGAAGCUGGCGGUGGCGGGCAACCGCACGUUUGUGGGGCUCUCCUUCGUGGGCCACCCGCCUCUCCCAAACGCCGCGCACACUGCAGCGGGACCCGCUGCGUUCCCCCUGGUGGAAGGGGAGGCUGCAGUGGGUGCAGGGCGAUCCAAAAUGCAGGCGCGCUAUUGCCAGCCGGGGUCGCUGGAGCGUGGCAAGGUGAGGGGCGCCAUCGUCGUGUGCAUCCGCCCCGACUCAGACAGCCUUGACGUUGACAGGGCAACUGACACGCUCGCAAUGAGCCGUGUGGCGGCUGCUAACGGGGCAGCGGGCGUGGUGAUCGUGAAUGGCGGUGCCAAGAUGGGCACAGCCGCUGCCAUGCAUCCCAUCCCCGCGUGCCACUUGAACGUGUGGGCCUUGCAGCCCCUUCUGGCGUUGCUGCGCGGCACCACGAGCCCCCUGGGCUCCCUGUCCCCUGCGCUCACAGUGUACGGCGAUGCCCCCACACUCGCAGCCUUCUCCUCCAGGGGGCCAGUGGAGGACCUGGAUGGGGCGGCAGGGCGCGCCUUUGGGCGGCAGUUGAACGACGUGCUGAAGCCGGAUGUGGCGGCGCCGGGGGUGGAGAUAUGGGCGGCGUGGACGCAGUCCGUGAAGCAGGACGCGCUCAGCACCAUUGCCCCCGGAGUGGUGAGAGCAGCAGCGUCGGCGUUCAACGUGAACACAGGCACGUCCAUGGCCACCCCGCAUGUGGCGGGCGCAGCAGCACUGCUCAUACAGGCGCACCCCAACUGGAGCCCCUUCGCUGUCAAGUCCGCCAUCCAAACCUCCGCCUCUGCACUCACCCGCUUCGGCCGACCCAUCCCAACAGAGUCCGGGCGCCAAGCCUCACCGUUUGACAUGGGCUCGGGGCACUUGACCCCCACAGCUGCGGUGAAUCCUGGUCUGGUGUAUGAUGCCACGUCAGCAGAUAUGAUCCGGUUCUUGAUUUCUGUGGAUGAGCUCAAAGCCAGGAAUAUCGGUUUGGUUGGGUCGUUACCACGAGGGGUUGUUCAGCAGGCUCUUCCUACAUACAACCUGAACCAAGCAAACAUUGCUGUCAGUGCACUCAAGGGAGGGGUGGUGGUGACGAGAACGGUGCGAGACGUGACAGGCAAGAGACGAGUCGCGUCCCGCGCACGGCCAGCGCAGCCCGAGUCGAGCCCGCGCAGAGCGCGCGCGGCCCGCAACUGCCCCGCGCAGCCCGUCCCGAGCCCGCGCGACGCGCGCGCGGCCCGUAAGUGCCCCGCGCAGCCCGCACCGAGCCCGCGCAGCGCGCGCGCGGCCCGCCGCUGCCCCGCGCAGCCCGUCCAGAGCCUGCGCGGCGCGUCCGCGGCCCGCAGCGCGCUGCGCGCCGUCCGUGCUGCCCGCGCCGCGCUCUACUCGCCAGUGCGCGGCCCCAGGCAGCGGCGCGCGCCACCCUAG